AAAUUUGAUCAGUUUGUAGAAGUAUUUGGAUCUGAAGGGUGGCAGUGAAAUGUAAUCUGCAGUGCAUUUGGUAGUUAAUGAACUUGAAAAGCUUAGUUAUUAAACAUACCUACUGUGUCUUUUCAAAGCGUGUGUAUGUAUACGCAUAUAGAAAAUACUGAUUCUCCUAGCCAGUAAUGGUUUAUCUUCCUGAAUGCCAAUGCUGUAGGUUUUAUCUGUGCAAAAUGCAAAUAUCUGUGCAGGUGCUGCUUCUGAUGCUCCAAUUUGCAGUUCAGUUGACUUAAAAUCCCUUGUGCAACAGGAAUUAUCAGAUGUUACAGCCUUUGACUUUUUUAGUGCCUGGGGUUGGUGUUGAUACCCUGUUUUGAACAAGAGAUUGAAAGGGAAAAGGCAAACAGUUCUAGAGGUAAUUAAUUUCUAAGUGAUCCCAAGCCAAUAAGCUUCAAAACACAUUCAACUCAAGUGAAAAAAUGUGUAUAGCCCUGUAGAUGGGUUCCAUUAAGGAAGGAGAUGGACAGUUUUUGUAGCAUGACUUCAAGCAGGUGCUGCAUAAAAUGAGACUAAUGGUGGUGCUGCAACACUUCUGCUGUCCCUGGAGAAGCUGUCUACUGAAAUAGAAGUAUUUACAAAUAACAGGGACUAAGGAGUCGCUGGGGAAGUGAGAAACUGAUAGUCAUAAAUUGGCACUCAUGACUUGCACUGCUAAUAAAAGGUAAAUCGUAACAAAAAAUGUGAUUAUCAUGUUUAAAGGCAAAGAGGAAAAUUUUAGGUAUGUGUAUUAGCAUUACAGAUGUGUGUGUUCAAGUGUUGGUGGUGUCAGAUAUUUCUAUACUGGAGAAUAAUAUUUCUUGGCACUUUUUAAUAACUGCUGAAUACUUAUUGAUCUGGUAGUAACCAGAGAAGAUGCAGAGCCUCUAUUGUUCAUGUCAAAGGCUUCUUAAUGUGUGAGGUUUUAUAGCUACCCCUGUGAGUUUUCAGAGAAGUGACCAAAGAACGAACAAAACAAACGAUUUAGGUAUUGAGUGAUGCUCAAGGGACUACAGAAUUUCAGCAGGAGAGGAAAAAAGUACUGUGAUGUUGUUUGUGCGGGUAAAUGAAAUGGUCUUCAUUGAGAUUGAUCACGGAGGAAUGAGAACAGCUGCAUGAUGUUGCAUAUUAUAGAAACUCUUGAGGUACUACAGAAUUUGGAUAUAUCACUGGAUAUUCUAGUGGAAACUGGCAUAGGCAAAACAGUUAACAGUUUUAGGAGACAUGCCACUGCUGGGAAUAUAGCUAGAACCCUGGUAAAACAAUGGAAGAAACUUAUUCCUUCUGAAAAGAAAAGCACUCACAGAGAAAGAAAACAAGGUACUGAAAAAGAUGAGACAAAAUCUUCCAUUUCCAAAGAGGUUACGCCUUCAGAGAAGUCCAGAGCAUCUGUACUGACCUCCAGAAGUUCCAACAGUGCCCCCGAUUCUAAAAAGUUGAAUAAGAAGCAUACUUGUAGUGAAAAGAUCCACCAAGGUAGAGAUUCUGAGUCUCAAAAAGAAUGUGAUAAUAAAGAAUGUAGCAAUGAUGAUUAUGAGCAUGCUUCCCAGGGUACCAGUCCUCAAGCUAAAGAAAGUGACUUCAAAGAGAGAACCUCUACAGAGAGCAAGAAUUUUUCGGAAGAGCAGCAUUCCUCUGUAGCCAAUAAAGACUUACCGCAGCUGAAGAAAAAGCCUGGAAGGGAUGCUUCCAAAAAGAGGAAUCCUAAGCAUGUGAAGAAACCAAAACAAAAACUUGUCCUAAAAAGCAAAGCCAAAUUAUCUAGUGAUGAGGAAUUUGAGCCCCCUACUAUGUCUUUUGAAUCUUACCUUACUUAUGAUCAGGUUACAAAGAAAAGAAAGAGGAAGGCUUAUUCUACAGGUGAACAGCCAAAAAAGUGCUCUGAACAGAAAGACAGCUUGUUACUACAGAAGACUUCAAACUUUUCCUAUGUGAAAGAGGCAGAGGAAUAUGUAAAAAAAUGUGAGGAUGCUCAAUUGGAAACUCCCAAUAAAAAGGCCAAGGUGGCAUCCCUCCAAGAUCUUCUUAAUACUCCACUGCCUAAAUUUCUGACAGACAUCUCAAUCUCAUCUCCCCCAUAUGCUGCAGACUUUAAAGCUUCUGUAGCACCUGUUGUAGAAGCACCCCAGCAAGUCAGUGAAACAGUUCAAUUCACAGGACGGAGACUAAACUCUAAAAUGCAAGUUUACUCUGGCUCUAAGCCAGCCUAUCUUUCAAAGAUGCUUACACUGUAUGAACAGUGCAUCCGUGUGCUUCAAAAUAAUAUUGAUUCACUGCAUGAAGUAGGAGGUGUGCCCUUUGAAAUUCUUGAGCCUGUGCUAACACGUUGCACACCAGAGCAGUUGCUUCGAAUAGAGGAAUGUAAUCCGACAUUUGCAGAAGAAUGUGACCACUUGUGGAAGAAACACUGCCAGAGAGAUUUUAAAAGCAAGAGCUUCCUGGAAUACGAGUCUUGGCGUGAAAUGUAUUUGAGGCUGUUUAAUCAGAGAGAAGAAAAACUGAAGACACUUACAAAAAAUAUUAUUUCAGCUCAGUCUGAGAAACCAAAAGGCAGGCAAGUAAAAAUGGCUUACAUGACCAGUGCAGCAAAACCACCAAGGAACGUUCGCAGGCAGCAAGAAAUCCAUGGGACAGCAGGACCUGUCACCCAACUUCAUCCCAUAGAGAAGUGCAAAACCAAGAUUCCUGAAAGCAGAAAUGGAAAUAACAUAUCAUCAAAUCCAAUCCCUGCUGGCAACAGUGGAAGCUGUAGCUCAAGUGCAGUGACUCAAGAUGGAAAGAAGCCUAUCAAAAAAAUCGCACCGAUCAUGAAGAAAACUUUGAGAGCAUUGAAGAGUAGAGCUGGACGACGAUAAAAUGAGGCUACAUAUUUGAAGUCUGAGUGACUAUUUGUAUAUUAUGCUACAGCUAAUGCAAGUAAUGUUAAUGCAAACAUUCUUCACUUUGUCUUAGUUAAAAUAGGUAUGAAACACUGCAGGGGCAAAUGAUUUGCAAUAAAAAUUGAAACAUCUGCGUUCUUUCA
Molecule: messenger RNA, 3049 nt
Organism: Neopsephotus bourkii (Bourke's parrot)
Lineage: Eukaryota; Metazoa; Chordata; Aves; Psittaciformes; Psittacidae
Product: elongin-A-like
Exons: 11
Coding region: 1143-2882 (579 amino acids)
Biological process (GO): transcription elongation by RNA polymerase II
Cellular component (GO): elongin complex; nucleus
Molecular function (GO): protein binding
Source: RefSeq, a predicted model, not a curated record